Sinocyclocheilus grahami is the source of this 3152-nucleotide messenger RNA. Its product is annotated as ERBB receptor feedback inhibitor 1-like. The transcript has 4 exons. Lineage: Eukaryota; Metazoa; Chordata; Actinopteri; Cypriniformes; Cyprinidae. The record is from RefSeq and is a predicted model, not a curated record. The coding region runs from base 200 to 1582 and encodes 460 amino acids. Gene Ontology annotation, biological process: regulation of keratinocyte differentiation; negative regulation of epidermal growth factor receptor signaling pathway.
CCCGUUUGUGAACAAACCUCUCAAGUGCUUUAAUGAACGUCCUCUAGCAUCUAUAGAGCUCAACUAAAGCUUUCCAACGGGCCGAACGGGAUCAUUACGGCAUUAUGAACAUUUAACACCGGACACCUAGAAUCUGUCAGGAGAUUAAGGUAUAGGCCAGCAGCUGCCAGCUUGGCGGGAGGAGCAUUUCCUGGCCUGAAUGCGAACCGACUGCAGCUGGAGCAUGUCCACUGCAGGCUUGACUGCCCAGGAGAUCCGUUUACCCGUGCAAAGCCUAUUCCUGCGGGACAGCCAUUGGCAUAGCAUGGCCGGAGCUAAGCCCUCUUGGAAAUACCAUGAUCUACACAAAUUAUACUUCACCAUUGAUUCUUCUAUGGAUUAUAACAUUCAGUCCCAGCAACAGGUGCUGCCAUCAUUCUCAGGAGCGGAAAAACAGCGGACUCCUCUUCAGUCACCAAACAGCCCAGGAGGCCAGCCCUUGCCCCCCAAAAAGCCCAGACCUUCCCAACUCACCUUGCACACGGACCCUUUCAUGUCCAGCUCUGCCGAAGACGACCAAGUGGUUCCCUGCUUUCAACGUCUAACGGUAUCUGACCGCAUCAGUCCUCCCCAGACGCCCAGCCGAGUCACCAAACCCCUUCCCCCAAUUCCCGGUUCAGCAGAGCUUUCCCCGGAUCAGGCUAUAGACAGUGAGGUAGAGUUCUUUAAUGGAGAUGACAAUCGCUGCCUAGUUUCCGAAUCUUGCUCAAAACACUCUUCUUUCCGCUAUGGAAUGCCCAGUCGAAGGAGUUUCAGGGGCUGUGGACAGAUUAACUAUGCAUACUUUGAAGGUCCAACAUCCCUGCAGAAGCCGCAGACGCAGCCGCAGCCGCAGCCGCAAAAGCCGAGGCAGGAGCGGGAAACCCAGCAGAGGGAACAGGAGCUCCGCGACCACCACCACCAACAGCAGCAGCAACAGCAGCAGCAAAACUGCCUCCGACAACAGGAACGUACACAAAGGAAGCUGCGGCGUUCCCAUUCUGGCCCCGCUGGCUGCUUCAACAAACCCACCUCCUUCCGGCUGUCCAGUCACCACCGAAACGUGCAAGGCCUGGAUAAACCGGAAGUUCCUCCCAGAGUUCCUAUUCCCCCACGACCAAUCAAGACUGGAGACUACCGCCGCUGGUCAGCCGAAGUAUCAUCGGGAGCCAACAGCGACGACGACCGACCUCCGAAAGUACCUCCUAGAGAACCUUUAUCUGGCGGUAGUUCCCGCACCCCGAGCCCAAAGAGCCUUCCUGUGUACCUCAAUGGGAUCAUGCCCCCAACGCAGAGCUUUGCCCCGGACCCUAAAUAUGUCAGUCGUGGCCUCCAACGACAGAAUAGUGAAGGUUCCCCGUGCAUUCUGCCCGUCAUGGAGAACGGCAGGAAAGCAAGCACCACGCACUACUUCCUUUUGCCGCAACGUCCGUCGUACCUGGACAAACAUGAGAAGUAUUUAACGGACAGCACAGCGAGUCGAGGCACGGAUGCCUCGGAUUCGAGUUCGGACUGGGACUGUCAAAGCAAAAGGAAAACGACGCACCCAAUAGACUUGGUAUGAAAAAACCGGGGCAUGUUCGACCCCCAAGACUUUUCCCGCUGCUUUGUCGCAGCUUUGCUCUAGCGCUCCGAGCGCGUUACGUAUGAAUUGCAGUUACUGGGAUCUCUCUUGUUUUGGAAACAGUUCUAACAGUUCUCUUAGAGCAAGCUCGGAAACUAUUUUGAUGUUUUUUUUAUUUCAUUGCUAUGUGGAAUGUAAGUGUUGAAAUGAUGGUGCAGUUGUUUGGUAUUAGCUGGUCUGGUACCUCCAUACUUCAGUGUUGUAAAUUUUCGUAGUCUCAUUUUAUAUCGCAUUGAAGAUUAUUUUUAUGUCUCGGAACAUGUGGUUGAGCAUGUUCGUCUGAUCAUAGGGACAUAGGGUCAGUAAAUGCUUCUUUACGUUUGUGUCGUCUACCAUAUAUGAAGUAUAAAAUCGGCCCGACUUUUUCGCGGCCGGCAUUUUAAGUGAAGGGUAUUCCAUCUUAUUACAUUGCAUACUGCAUGCAAGCACGCAAUCUGACACAUGCACACUAUUUUGCUGUUCUUCUGUUGGACUAUUGCUCUCGGCUUUUGUCAGGACACUCUUUUCUGUGCUUUUGUUCAUGAGGCCUCUCUGUACAAUUUCUAGUCUUGAUUGUGUGUUACAUAGGAACAGGCUAAGUAUUGCUUUUCUGUUCUAAGUUGUGUGUGUGUGAGUGAUUCGAGAGCUGAAUGCGUUACAUUUGCCCAGUUUUGGCACUGCUUUUAAGCUUUCAUAAGCUGCUUAAAACGGCAGCUGAAAUGUUGCCCUCUAAAUGAACGGAGUAUUUCCAAUCCCUGGCUUCUUGCUGAGGUGUAGUGUGUUCUUUUGUUGCCCAAAAAGCAAUACUUAUAAAACCUGUGAAUGAGUUUCUCUCCUCUUUUAAAGUGCUGUCUCCACGUGAAGCUGUGAGCCAUUGUCUGUGAUAGGUUUUUCUCAAGUACUACCUCCCAUUAUAGUUCUGCUUCUUCUUAAAUACCCAACUGUGGAUUACAAAGACUCAACAAAUACAAUUUCUUUGACAUACACAGGUCCGUACGAGGAAACGGUUGACCCUGAUCUAAAUUUCUUUGUUUUGUCCAUUCGAAACAGUCAGUCAUUAACACUUCCUCAAUGAAAACGCAUCUUCGACCGAUUUUUAAGAGCUACGUGGAGUUAAAGUCCAUGUGUGGUGCAUUUGGCUGAGCUCACACAUACUGAUCUUCCUGUUACUGUAUGUGCAUUCCUGUUAGACGUGAUUACAGUGGGUGUGGGCACCAGAGACUUUGGCUGCUGGCAGCUGGUGAAUGAGAUGUUUUAUUAUUCUAUACUGUUUCCAGAACCAUCGUGAUAACUCAGUAAAUGUAGCAAGUGCCAUGCAAUUUAAAAAGGGGGAAAGUAAGACUAAAAACAUGCUGUUUGGAAGCUCUAAGGUCAAGUGCAGCUUUCCACCUCACAAGAUUUUGAACUCAUUUGAUGCCAUGGUUUUUACCCUUUAUUUGACCAGUUUGUGUAUCAGGAAAUGUUUACAUUAUACCUUGUUAUUUUCCUUUAGCAGUCUUACCUACAAAAAAUGAAAUGAAGGCAAGUUCAA